AUGGGGUUCUUAUAUGGGUAUCUACAGGAGGCUAAGAAUGGGAUCUCUAAGAGGUUCAAUAAUGACAGGAAAAAGUUUGAGGAUGUUUUUUAUUUCAUUAACAAAAGGUGGGACAACAAGCUCAAGGCACCUUUACAUAGGGCUGGUUACUACCUGAACCCUUUCUACUAUUAUCGAAACAAGGUGGUUGUAGAGGACAAUGAAACAUUUAGAGAUGGUGUAAUAACUUGCAUUAAAAAGAUUGUUCCAGAUGGAGAAACUCAGGACAAGAUUAUUGAAGAGCUUCAAAAGUACCAGGAUGCUGAAGGAUCUUUUGGCAAAGAAAUUGCUAAAAGGCAGUGCAAAAAUAUUCAUUUUGAUCCAGCUAAGUGGUGGCUGAAUCAUGGUAGUAGUGGACCAAACCUUAGAAAGUUAGCUGCUAGGAUUCUUAGUUUGACAUGCAGUUCAUCAGCUUGUGAGAGAUGUUGGAGUUCAUUUCAACAAGUCCACACAAAGAGACGCAAUAAGCUGCUGCAUGACAGAAUGAGGGAUCUUGUGUUUGUCAAGUUCAACUCAAAACUGAGACAAAAGAAGGACAACAAGGAUAGAGACCCCCUUGAGAAACCUGUUAGUGAUGCUUUAGAAGAUGAAGACAAUGAGUGGAUCACUGACGUUGAGCCAACAGAAAUGGAUUCGGAGCAGGAACAAGAAAUUGGAGAUGGAUCACAGGGAGUUGCAACUGCACCAGCACCAAGGAAGAGAGGUAACCAGACCAAGAAGAGAAAGAGGUUGAUUCCUAUUGCUGAUGAUGAGUUAUCUGCUUCAUCUUCUGAUGGAGAAAAUGACAGUGCUAUGCCAUCUGAUUCACUUUCUGAUUCUGAGGCUGAAUGA
Messenger RNA from Sorghum bicolor (sorghum), 870 nucleotides. RefSeq lists its product as uncharacterized. Gene Ontology annotation, molecular function: protein dimerization activity. Bases 1 to 870 code for a protein of 289 amino acids. The record is from RefSeq and is a predicted model, not a curated record. NCBI's taxonomy places the organism in Eukaryota, Viridiplantae, Streptophyta, Magnoliopsida, Poales, Poaceae. The transcript has 3 exons.